Messenger RNA from Aegilops tauschii subsp. strangulata, 1037 nucleotides. RefSeq lists its product as uncharacterized. The record is from RefSeq and is a predicted model, not a curated record. Lineage: Eukaryota; Viridiplantae; Streptophyta; Magnoliopsida; Poales; Poaceae.
CAUCACCGCCUCCUCGUGCUCCGCCUGCGCCCCUCCCGCAUUUAAAGCCCGCGCCAACCCCUGCUGCCGCCAUUGCUGCCCCCCUCGUCUCAGCGUGAAGCAGUAGGUAGCUCAGGCCUCUGACCCAUCCAUUACUCCUGCCACUCAACUACCAGUCCUUGUACUGGAGUGCAGCAGCAGCUGUGAGGCAGAGAGCCAUUUUACAAGCUGCGCGCGCCGAGAGGAGGCUCAGCGAGCUACCUAGCUAGGUGGAUGAGGAUGGAGCGCAAUGGCGGCGUCCCCGCUCCCUCUCUCGCUCUCGUCGCCGUCUGGCUUCUCUGCUGCGCCGCCUCCGCGGCCUACUCCGUGCCGGCCGACCCCAGGCGGCAACCUUCGCCUGGACCUGGACGCGGAGGCUACCGCCACGGCCCUGCACCUGCAGCGUCCCCGCGCCCGCACCACCACCACCGUCAGCACGGGCACUCGCCUGCUCCGGCAUCGCCGCACCACGCUCCGUCGCCGUCGCCGACCGCAGGGGCCGACGGCCUGCCAUCGUCUCGCCCGCCGUUGCCGGUCUACACGCGGGCCCCGGAGCCGCAGGCGACCACCACGCCGCACUUCGGGUUCCCGCUGGAGCCGACGGUGGGCGUCUCUGCGAGCGGCCCAUCCGGAGCACUGCCGAAAAAGGGAGACGGCGAGGGGUACCCGUUCAUCGGCAGCAACCCCACCGUGCCGCUGCCCACCGGCGUCACCGACACCGCCACCGUGCGCCCGCUCCCGGACACGACCCGCGCCGACGACAACGCCAAGGUGGCCGGGCGUGCCGCCGAGCCAGUCCGCGCCGGGGCCGCCAUGAUUGGCCUCCUGAUGGCCGUCCUCUCCACUGUUGCCUUGUUGCUGUCCUCCUGGAGCUAGCUGAAAUCAUUGUCCUUCGCUUUGCCGCCGUGUCAACUCUUACAUGUUUCGUACCUGUCUUUUGAAUGACUGUAAAUAUGAGUGAGUGUGGAUCAUCAUCAUUUCAUCUGCCUAGUGCAAAAACUUUGGGAUCCAUUCAGAAA